Molecule: messenger RNA, 1488 nt
Organism: Penicillium vulpinum
Lineage: Eukaryota; Fungi; Ascomycota; Eurotiomycetes; Eurotiales; Aspergillaceae
Product: DUF1996 domain-containing protein
Exons: 3
Coding region: 1-1488 (495 amino acids)
Source: RefSeq, a predicted model, not a curated record
AUGCAGGAAAUCCGACUAACAGCCAUUGCGAUGGCCUGUCUUGCGCUUUUCCCAAGCUAUACAACUGCUUUCUGGCGUCUUCCCUGCCGUGGAAGAUCUGGCGUCGCCCGCAUUGACCCCAUUGUGGAGCCGGGUGAGAUCUCAUCCCACGCUCAUGCAGUCCAUGGAGCUGGAGGCUUUGGCAUGAGCUCCAAUCAGGCAGAGCUCCGCAAUUCCGAGUGCACCUCUUGUGCAGUAAUUGAGGACAAGUCUGCUUACUGGGCUCCCGCUCUGUUCUUCAUGCACACCAACGGCAGUGCCGAGCUGGUUAAUGAAGUCGGAGGCAUGCUUGCCUACUAUCUUCUGUAUGGACAGAAUGUCACUGCUUUCCCAGAUGACUUCCGCAUGCUGGCAGGCGACCCCUUCCUGCGCGAUUUCACCUGGCCAGUUCCCGAUCCUCCCAAGUCCGAGUGGUCUGGCGAUCAAGCCUCGCAGGCUGCUUUGCGCCAGAAGGCCCUUGGUUUCAACUGUCUUAACUACCAGGCCACCCCUGAGGACUCCCUCCACCGCCACUUCAUGCCCAACAAGACUUUCCUCGAUGAGCAUUGCACCGAUGGAAUCCGUUUCGAAUUGAUGUUCCCAUCUUGCUGGAACGGCAAGGAUGUUGACUCUCACGACCACAAAUCCCAUGUCGCAUACCCAUCUCUUGUUAUGGAUGGUACUUGCCCCGAGGGUUUCGAAACCCGCCUGGUAUCGCUCUUCUACGAGACUAUUUGGGAUACCUACGCCUUCAAGAGCGUCGAUGGAUAUUUCGCGCUCGCCAACGGCGACCCCACUGGAUACGGAUAUCACGGCGAUUUCAUGCAGGCUUGGGAUGAGGGUGUGCUGCAGAAGGCCAUUGAAACCUGCACAAGCGAGACAGGUGUCGUUGACGAGUGCGAAGUCUUCACUGUUCAGACGGAAGAUGAACAGCGCCAAUGCGAGUUCCCCAUUCCAUUCGAGAUCAAACAUGAGAACUAUCAAAUGCACAUCGACGGAUUGCCUGGCGGCAUGCCCAUCGAAUGGGGUCCUGAGCGUGCCACGAUGAAAGUCAAAGCAACCACCACAACCAAUCUGAUUUCACUUCCCACAAUUUCCAUUGGUGAUAUUUCGAUUGAUCCCAACACUUUGCUUGACAACAUCCGCGCGCCUACUACUGCUUUCACUUCCACCUCGACUCCCUCGCCAACCCCGACCCCCGUCACAUCUACUAUUAUCGACCCUAUCACGGAAGAGAUCAUCUAUCUCGAGCGCGAGAUUGUCGUCCUCUGUGAUGGAACUGGCGAGGCGUACUCGACUGUCACUGGCGCCAUUCGGACUGUUUCCUCUACCAUAAACACCGUUAUGGAAACCUCUACUGCCGUUUCCUAUGUGAAGAAGGACACUGUCCCGGAACCUGUGGAACCGGUGCAGGCUGCUGGCCAUGCCCACAGACAUCUUCACCACCGCCACGGUCACAGUCACAACUAA